Schistocerca americana (American grasshopper) is the source of this 1661-nucleotide messenger RNA. Its product is annotated as protein phosphatase inhibitor 2-like. The record is from RefSeq and is a predicted model, not a curated record. The coding region runs from base 52 to 633 and encodes 193 amino acids. Gene Ontology annotation, biological process: regulation of signal transduction. The transcript is spliced from 4 exons. Gene Ontology annotation, molecular function: protein phosphatase inhibitor activity. Lineage: Eukaryota; Metazoa; Arthropoda; Insecta; Orthoptera; Acrididae.
UUUGAAUUGAAUGUCAAAGCAUCGCAGGCAAAAUUAUCGGUAUAGUGAACGAUGGCUGAAAAUUUGGGAAAACGACCAUCGAAGGGUAUUCUGAAAACCUCUUCAAGUUUUGAGAAGCCGGAUGCACCGAAGAGGAAACAGAAAGAGACAAAAUGGGAUGAAAUGAAUAUAAUAGCAACACUUCAUCCACCUGACAAAGAGUAUGGCCAUAUGAAGAUCGAGGAACCCAAAACACCAUUCAACUGGGUUGAUGAAGAUGCAAUGGUAGAUGAACUUGAUGCGGCUGUACUCGCAGAGAAAAUUCGACUUGAGGCAACAAAGCCACCAAAAAGCAUUGAAGAAGAUUCAGAAAGCGAAGAAGAUAGUGAAGAUGAAACUGAUGAAAUGAAAGCCAAGCGUGUGGCAUUUGAAAGCAAACGAAAAGCUCACUACAAUGAGUAUUAUGCUGUAAAGCUUGCUCGGAAGCUGAUGGAGCAAGAGGAAGAGGUUGAAGAAGAUGAUUACUGUGAGCAUGAUGAAGCAGUAGAAAUGGAGGAGGAUGAUAAACAUGCACAACAAACGACUGAGAACAGUGCCAGUGCUUCAAAUAUGAACUGUGUCACAGUACCUGCAGCAACAGGACAUUGCAGUUAAAUCUUUCUGGAUUGUGUUACUAACUGGAUCUUAUUUAAAACAUUACAGACUGGUGUUCAUCUGUGUCCAUUAAGUUUAAUUUAUCAAAAGAAACAAUACUUUUCCCCCUUCCCAAAUGACAAAACUGAUCAGUAAAAGUAUAACAUUGGUUUUUGACAUUAAUUGCUAAAUGUGAAUGCACAAUUAAAUGCAGCUAAAAAUUUUAAUAUAUAUAUAUGUAUGUAUGUAUCAGAUGUAAAAACCCUUCAGUAUUUUGUCCAAUAUAGGGCAUAUAUAUGUGUGAGAUUUGAAAAGUGGAAGCUGGAAUUCUUUUAGAACUGAAAUCUUUUUUUUUUUCCGGUAGAUUAAUGCUUAAGUUCGUAACAAAACUGAGGUUACUUAGGAAAAAAUUAGGGAAAUUUGAAGUCUGAGGAUUGGUGGGCUGUCACUUACCAGAUGAACAUGUGGCAGAGCUGAUAAAAAUCUACUGAAGAAAUUGUUAGAAGGGUUUAGAGAGAUGAUGUUGAAGGUAGAAUUAUGGCUGAAAGGACAGUUUUUUGUUUAAAGACUUUUGAAAGAGUUAUUCUCACAUAUGAGAAUACACAAAUAAAAUGCCUUUAUUUUCCUAUGCAGUUAUUUUUUUCCCCACACAUAUAUGGCAGCAUUGAAGUCUGUCAAGCUCUUUAUUUUUAUUUUACCUAGCAAAUUAAAAUUUGUAUUUGGGUGCUAUCUUUAUAUAUAAUAGCUUCAGUUCACUGGUCAGUGACAGUUUGCUCCUACCUUUGGACUGCAAGGAAAUUUUGUCAGUCGUGAUUUGUGUCAUAUAGCAUGUACCAUUCCUAAGCUUCCCAGUGUGAUAGAUUUAUUGCUAGUGCAAACAGUUAUGUUCGUGAUCUGUUUUCAUAGGGAUGAAAUGCAUCAUGCUACAUUCCUGUAACCACUGGUAAGAAAUUUGUAAAUACAUUUCUUUAUUAUAUUGUGGAUAUGUUGUAAGAUGUUAUUCUUAAUUGUAUAAAGUACUGAAAUGCAAAUUCUUAUUUUUUCUGAAA